CUUUAUGGUGCUAUAAAUUAGACCUAUAUAGUAGUAGCCUCUUCACUCUUCAACACAACAAAGAAGAAAAAAAUAAAAGCAAAGAGAUAUAUUCAAUAUGGCUGGCUUUUCUAGAGUAGUUGCAAUUGUUCUUCUUAUGUUGAUGCUGGUUUUUGCUACUGGGAUGGUGGCGGAGGCGAGGAUUUGCGAGUCGCAGAGCCACCGGUUCAAGGGAUUGUGCUUCAGUAAGAGAAAUUGUGGUUCCGUUUGCCAUACUGAGGGGUUUAACGGAGGCCACUGCCGUGGAUUCCGUCGCCGUUGCUUUUGCACUCGACACUGUUAAUUAAUUUAAUUAAUUAAAUUAAUUAAUCAAUUAAGCUUUCUUGUAAGAGUUGUUAUUAUUAUGAGUGUUUAGAUAUGUAAUAUGAAUUAAUGUCUUGAAAUAAUAAAAAAAAAUUAACGACCAUUUGAACCUUAAGAAACAGAGUUGUUCUGUUUUCUUGGGAGUUAAUGGUUUGUUAUGGUUAAUGUUGUUGGCUAUUUUUGAUUGUAAACUUCUUUUAUGUACUAAUUGCCUUGCCUUCUUGUGAUAAUUUCUUCUUUUAGUUUUGUUUGGCCAGAUAUAGAGCCAAAAUUUAUAGUUUAUGAGUUAACUUUGUUGUAUGAAUUAGACAUGGGGAUAUUGAAAAUAUAAAUUUAGAUUUGGAGUA
Messenger RNA from Solanum dulcamara, 689 nucleotides. Its product is annotated as defensin J1-2. Bases 98 to 322 code for a protein of 74 amino acids. The record is from RefSeq and is a predicted model, not a curated record. The transcript is spliced from 2 exons. Lineage: Eukaryota; Viridiplantae; Streptophyta; Magnoliopsida; Solanales; Solanaceae. Gene Ontology annotation, biological process: defense response.